CCCCCCCCCCCAGGCGGGUGCACCCGCGGAGACCCGUGUUGGAACUUGACGGGAUGGGGCUUCCCGAGGAGCGGGGCCGCAGCGACUGCGGCAGUGGGGCUCGGGACGAGGCCGGGUCCGGGAGCCGGGCGCGGAGUUGGUCUCCGCCGCCUGAGAUCAGCCGCUCGGCGCACGUCUCCUCGCUGCAGCGCUACCAGGAGCUGCACCGGCGCUCGGUGGAGGAGCCGCGGGAGUUUUGGGGAGACAUUGCCAAGGACUUUUACUGGAAGACCCCAUGCUCUGGCCCCUUCCUCCAGUAUAACUUUGAUGUGACUAAAGGGAAAAUCUUCAUUGAAUGGAUGAAAGGAGCAACUACCAACAUCUGCUACAACGUACUGGAUCGAAAUGUCCAUGAGAAAAAACUUGGAGAUAAAGUUGCAUUUUACUGGGAGGGUAAUGAACCAGAGGAGACUGCCCAGAUCACAUACCAGGAACUUCUGGCCCAAGUGUGUCAGUUUGGCAAUGUUCUCCGAAAGCAGGGUGUUCAGAAGGGUGACCGAGUGGCCAUCUACAUGCCCAUGAUCCCAGAGCUGGUGGUGGCCAUGCUGGCGUGUGCCCGCCUUGGUGCUCUGCACUCCAUUGUGUUUGCAGGUUUCUCUGCAGAGUCCCUGUGUGAGCGGAUCCUGGACUCCAGUUGCAGCCUCCUCAUCACCGCAGAUGGCUUCUAUAGGGGUGAAAAGCUUGUGAACCUGAAGGAGCUGGUUGACGAUGCUCUGGAGAAGUGCCAGGAGAAGAAUUUCUCAGUGAAGUGCUGCAUUGUGGUUAAGCACCUAGGACGCGCUGAGCUGGGCACAGGUGAUUCACCGAGCCAGGCCCCUCCAGUAAAGAGACCCUGCCCUGAUGUACAGGGUAAGCUGAAAGAGAAACCCAGGUGCAUCCAGCCCCAGGUCCCCUGGAACAAGGGUGUUGACCUGUGGUGGCAUGAACUCAUGCGAGAGGCAGGAGAGGACUGUGAGCCUGAGUGGUGCGAUGCUGAGGACCCGCUCUUUAUCCUGUAUACCAGCGGCUCUACAGGCAAACCCAAGGGUGUGGUACACACAGUUGGGGGCUACAUGCUCUAUGUGGCUACGACCUUCAAGUACGUGUUUGACUUCCAUGCAGAGGAUGUGUUCUGGUGCACAGCAGACAUCGGCUGGAUCACUGGCCAUUCCUACAUCACCUAUGGACCAAUGGCCAAUGGAGCCACCAGUGUGUUGUUUGAGGGGAUCCCCACCUACCCAGAUGUGAGCCGCUUGUGGGACAUCGUGGACAAGUACAAGGUGACCAAGUUCUACACGGCACCCACGGCUAUCCGACUGCUCAUGAAGUUUGGAGAUGAGCCUGUCACCAAGCAUAGCCGGGCAUCCUUACAGGUAUUGGGCACAGUGGGUGAACCCAUCAACCCAGAGGCCUGGCUAUGGUACCACCGGGUAGUAGGUGCCCAGCGCUGCCCUAUCGUGGACACCUUCUGGCAGACAGAAACAGGUGGCCAUAUGCUGACCCCCCUUCCUGGUGCCACACCCAUGAAGCCUGGUUCUGCUACCUUUCCGUUCUUUGGUGUUGCUCCUGCAAUCUUGAAUGAGUCUGGAGAAGAACUGGAAGGUGAAGCUGAAGGUUAUCUGGUCUUCAAGCAGCCCUGGCCUGGCAUCAUGCGCACAGUCUAUGGGAACCACGAACGUUUUGAGACCACCUACUUCAAGAAGUUCCCUGGGUACUACAUGACAGGAGAUGGCUGCCGUCGGGACCAGGAUGGCUAUUACUGGAUCACUGGCAGGAUUGAUGACAUGCUGAAUGUAUCUGGUCACCUGCUGAGCACGGCAGAGGUGGAGUCAGCUCUCGUGGAACAUGAAGCCGUUGCAGAGGCAGCUGUGGUCGGCCACCCACAUUCUGUGAAGGGCGAAUGUCUCUACUGCUUUGUCACCCUCUGCGAUGGCCACACCUUCAGCACCACCCUUAGCCAGGAGCUGAAAAAGCAGAUUAGAGAAAAGAUUGGCCCCAUCGCCACACCAGAUUACAUCCAGAAUGCACCUGGCUUGCCUAAAACCCGCUCAGGGAAAAUCAUGAGGAGGGUGCUGCGGAAGAUCGCUCAGAAUGACCACAACCUGGGGGACACAUCUACUGUGGCUGACCCAUCUGUCAUCAGCCAGCUCUUCAGCGAUCGCUGCCUGACUACCUAGUGGACAGACCCUGUCCUUUAAUCAGGAUGCCCCCUGCUUGGCUCUCUGACAUUUAGCCCACUCUCCCUGCCCCCAUUCUGGAGUGCUGAGGGCCAGCACUGACCUACAUCCCUCCCUUGACCAGCUGAGACUGAGGACCAGUUUGCCACUGGGUGAAGGCAACUUCCUGUGAAUGCCUAGCAGAUGGGACGGGGCCCAGGUCAGCCUCACACUGUUGUGUCCCCAGACUGCAAAGAGCCCUUGGAGCCCAGGGACCUGAAGGUCACAGCUCCAACCCAAGACAAGUCUUCAGAAGGCAAGCAAGGGCCUAAAGAAGGGAGGCAGCUCUGUAAACUCGUCAGCAUUCUCUGGAAGCACCAGCACUUAUCUUGGGUGUGCGUUUGCCCUUAGAAACCGAGUUUCUCAGUCCUGGGGGGAAAAGAAACUGAGUAUUUUUUUUAAACCCAUGACUCCUUCUGUUCAGAGUCUGAAUUCCCCCUUGUGCCAGAUGGCAAUGCUGUCUGCCCAUUUUCUCUUGGGGCUGUGUGGGCAGGCUCUGUCUUCAGAGGGUUUUCAGAUCAUCUGCUUCUUUGCAGUGUAUUAUGUUUUGUUGCUAAGGCCAGAGAAGUUGUCUUCCAUGUCCUCUGUGUCUAUCCUCCUCUGAAUAAUGCCAUGCCCGUGAUAGACAGUUUCAGAUGAAACUAUCUUUUUUUGUCCUGGUUGUGCUCAAGGCCCACACCUGUAGGAAUAAAGUCUGUGCCCUCAAAAA
Molecule: messenger RNA, 2943 nt
Organism: Erinaceus europaeus (western European hedgehog)
Lineage: Eukaryota; Metazoa; Chordata; Mammalia; Eulipotyphla; Erinaceidae
Gene: ACSS2
Product: acyl-CoA synthetase short chain family member 2
Exons: 19
Coding region: 54-2195 (713 amino acids)
Cellular component (GO): cytoplasm
Molecular function (GO): acetyl-CoA synthetase activity; AMP binding
Source: RefSeq, a predicted model, not a curated record